Messenger RNA from Solenopsis invicta (red fire ant), 4974 nucleotides. It is a transcript of the gene egg, whose product is annotated as histone-lysine N-methyltransferase eggless. Lineage: Eukaryota; Metazoa; Arthropoda; Insecta; Hymenoptera; Formicidae. The record is from RefSeq and is a predicted model, not a curated record. Gene Ontology annotation, biological process: negative regulation of gene expression; heterochromatin organization. The transcript is spliced from 16 exons. Gene Ontology annotation, molecular function: protein binding; DNA binding; histone H3K9 methyltransferase activity. The coding region runs from base 470 to 4675 and encodes 1401 amino acids. Gene Ontology annotation, cellular component: nucleus.
AGUGUUCGUAGGGGUUCGUAGGGGUUCGUAGGGGUUUCAGAUGAUUCUAGGUUAUAGUUUACGUUAUACUGUAUCUUAGCUACAGUGCUAUUCAUUAAUCGAAUCUCUCGAGUGUAGGAACUACAAUAAUUCAAUCGAUCGAACGCUGCCAUCAGCCCAAGUUGUCUCGAGUGGCUGUUUUAGCCAGUUUCAGCCAGUUUCAGCUGUACAUACACUCAUAAAAUGACCCGCGGACAAUGAACAGCAGGGGUGCGUUCAGAGUGAACGUCCGGGCCGGUGCGGCCGGUGCGGCCGGGGCACAUCCAGAUAUAUCAUUUUAUCCUUGUUUGACAUUUGAUAAACACAAGAAUAAAAUGAUAUAUCUGGGUGCACCCGGACGCCGGACGUUCAUUAUAAAACGCAGUCCAGCGUACGUAGUACACAUCAGAAUUCUUGGGGUGUAAUUUCUGAUUGAGGGACAUUUCAAGCCAUGGUGAUGGCUAAUAAUAAAUCAGUAAUUAACUUGCUGCAAGAGGUGUUGAUUAAGGAAGGAUGUGCUCCUUCUUACAAUUUUGAGGAAAAAAGUACUAAUACGAUUGACAGGCAAUUUUUAUGUAAUGUAUCUUGUAAAGAAUUGAAUGCAUCUGGUAUAGGGAUUUCCAAAAAGGAGGCCAAGCAAAAUGCAGCAAAGAAUAUGCUAUUACUAUUGAUUUCAAAAAAUAAAACUUCAUUACUAGGAGAUACUUUAUCAUUGUCUUCAGUUGCAAACACAGGGCAAAGCUUUGCAAAAGUCUACGAGACAUCAUCAUCGUAUAAACAAUCAAACACUGUUUGUAAUUAUGUUGGAAAAUUACAAGAAUUCUGUCAACAACAAAAAAUAAAUCCGAAAGACAUUCUGUACGAACUUAUCUCUGAAGAAGGACCACGUCACUUGAGAACAUUCACCAUAAGAGUCAAUGUGGGAUCACUGCACGAGAGUGGAACGGCAACGUGCAAGAAACUUGCUAAGCAAGAAGCUGCAAAAAAGUUGCUCACAUGUCUGAAAUCAAACACAGCUAAUAUAAAUACAACUAAUUUAGAUAAUUCAAAUGUAGCUAUUAUAAAUGCAGUUAAUUUAGAUAAAGUUAAAUCAAACGUAGCUAAUACAAAUAUACUGGACACAAAUCAAGAGGUAAUAUCGACAAAAAGUAAUAUCGACAAGAAAACACUUGCAAACAGAAUACAAGAUUCAGACACAAAAGUAAAAUGUGUGACGGAGAAAACUUCACUAGUGGCAGAGUUAUCAAAAAAGGAAUCGUUUAAUCAGAAAAUUAAGGAGCCGACACAAGCGCCAAGCAUGGAGGUCAUCGAAUUGAUGUCGGAUGAAGAUGAGAAAAAUGAUGGAAAAAUUAAAUCUAAAGUAUGCAAUAGUAAUUGUGUGAAUUUUAAAUGUUCCUCUGGGAUAAAUAUGAAAUUGGCACCUUCCUUUGCAUGCUCAUUUUAUGGAGUUUCACUUGAGAAGAAAAAAAAACGUAUGAUAUGUGAAGAGUGUUUUAACACUGCGCUGAAACAUCAAAAGCAAUUGGUAAAAGCCUUUGUGGAACAGAAACCUUUAUUAGAUUGUAAUUUUCCGGAUCAUACGAUGGAAGUAGAAAUUUCUGAUAGCGACGAGUCUGACGACGAGAAGAAAAGGGAGCCAGAUAAUAAUGAAUACAUACCAGAAGAUGUACUCUCAGACAUACAGGAUAAACUGGAUGAUACCUUGUCGUAUAUCUAUAAAAAAUACAAUGUGGAGCAGCAUGCUAAAGUUGCAUGUGAAAGCUUGAAGAAGAGAUGGCAAAAUAUAUGUGCGGCGAAUGAUUCUCUUAAUACCGAAAUACGGGGUGUAAUGCGUACCAUGGAUAAAUUGCGUAAUAACUUAUACGAGGACUUUAGGCCACAAAUUAAAAUGAUCGAAGAAUUGCAAAUAAGCGAUGCGAUUACGGAGAACGCCCAUUCAUUUGUAGCAACGAAGAAAGUAACGCAAGUACGUGUUCCGCCUUCCUCGUUGCAAGAUAAUCAAUUGGAGGUUUUAGCGAUUGAACCAUCGAGUAAUAAGCAGACAAAAGUUCUUAAUCUACCGCCAACUGGUCCACUCGUUAAACGACCUCCGGAGAUAGACGAUAUCGUUUAUAUCAUGAAAAAUGCUGUUGUGCCAUGGAUUAAAGCAAAGGUUCAAAAUAUAUUUUCAACAAACCCAUGGGCCAUUCGUGUAAAAUUUCUUCAGAAAAAAUACAAUUCAGCAAUGAAGACUGUUUCUGGCAAGCAUUUAGCGAUAACCGAGAUAAGUAAAGUUAUGAUCCCAGUUGGAACACGAGUUGUAGCUAUAUUUCGUGAUACAUGUUCCAAUAAUUACUAUAGUGGAAUAAUUGCCGAGACACCAAAAUCCAUAAAUAAGUACAGAUAUCUCGUAUUUUUUGACGAUGGUUACGCUCAAUAUGUUGUCCAUAAUGAUAUCUUUUUGGUUUGGGAAACCUCGUCCCGCGUUUGGGAAGACAUUCCUAACGAAUCACGAGAGUUUGUCAAGAAAUAUCUAGAAUCGUAUCCCGAGAGGCCAAUGGUAAAGUUACAGCCAGGUCAAAUGGUUAAGACCGAAUGGAAUGGUAAAUGGUGGCUCGCGAGAGUCGUACAAGUCGACGCGAGUUUAGUGCAAAUGCAUUUUGAUGCCGAUAGAAGAACCGAAUGGAUUUAUCGUGGAUCGACUAGAUUGGGUCCUUUAUUUAUCGAGGUACUAAAGGCCAAUACGAGGCAGCUUCAACAGUCUGGCAGUGCACAUACUCGACAUCGUAUUCCUGCUACGUUUAAUAAAACUAAUUUACCUUACGUUGAAUAUACAUCCAAUGUGGAAGAAGAUGUGCAGACCCAAAAUGUGCAAGCUGAGAAGACAACAGUUGCUACGAGUGUGGCAUCUAGUACACCAUCUGCCCCGCAACAACCGCGUGCAGUAGCUAAGAAAAGUACUGCUAAAAGGCCAAAUAAUGUAGAUACUUCAACGUACAAUUCUAUUGUAGAAACGAAACCCUCGCAUAGUAUCGUUUUUUACCAUACACAAAGGAAAUACGAACCAAAGAAAUACGUUCCUCACAAGUGUGGACCAAAAUGUAUCAGAGGUAUCAAGGUUUCACCCGACGAUUUAAAACGGCUUUCGCCACUUUCUAUUCCACUGUUAUGUGGCUGGCAUCGACAACUUUGCAAAUUUUCCAAGAGCAAGAAAGUUAUAUUAUAUCAGACACCAUGUGGCAUCAGAUUGCGAAAUAUGGAGGAGCUACAUCGUUAUCUCCGUACUACCAAUAGCACAUUGUCAGUUGAUCUGUUUGAUUUUGAUUAUUGGGUGCGAGCCUUUGCUGAUUUCAUCGUAGAGAAGUGCUUCAUUAACAUCAAGGAUCUCAGUUAUGGCGUAGAAAACGUACCGAUACCAUGUGUGAAUGAUUUGGAUCACACUCAACCGGAUACCAUAAGAUAUACUACACGUCGGGAGCCAACGGAAGGUGUUAAUCUAAAUUUAGAUCCUGCGUUUUUAUGUAGCUGCGAUUGCGAGGACGAUUGUCAGGAUAAGACGAAAUGUCAAUGCUGGCAACUAACGAUACAAGGAGCAACUUUGGGAGGAAAAGUGGCAAACACUGCUGUUGGUUAUAUUUAUAAACGUUUGCCCGAACCGGUGACCACGGGAAUCUAUGAAUGUAAUUCUGGAUGCAAGUGUUCUGUGAAAACAUGUCUUAAUAGGGUGGUGCAGCAUCCUCUCAGAUUAAAGUUGCAAGUGUUUAAAACAGGGCCGCGUGGUUGGGGCAUAAGGUGCCUCAAUGACAUUCCACAUGGCGCUUUUAUUUGUAUUUAUGCAGGGAGAUUACUCACCGAGCAGGGCGCAAACGAAGGAGGUAAAAAUUAUGGUGACGAAUAUCUGGCAGAAUUAGAUUACGUGGAAGUGGUAGAAGGUUUUAAGGAGGGUUAUGAAAGCGACGUUCUCGAAUCGGAAAUGCCGAUGUCACCUGCAGAAAAUGAUAAUAAGAAGAAAGCUACUGGCAUGAGUGACGAAGAAGAGGAUAAUACUAAGGAAAGCGCCAAUGAUUCGGAUGAAGAUUUCAAUAUUGAUAAUUAUGUGGCUUUGAAUAAAGAUAUAGAAUUGGAAACAACUGCGGAAUCUUCAUCCAUUCGGAAACGUCUAAGAAAACGGAAAAGAAAUGAAAUGGACAAUCAACCGGAGAUGUCUGAAGAAAACAGCGAGGAUGGAAGCACGAAAGGUUUGGAAAACAUAAAAUCAUUCACGAGUGAAAUUCAGGACACGAUCAACAUCAGUGACGACGAUGAUAGCAGAAAUGACGUGAGAAGAGAACCGAGCAGGUUCGAGCCUAGUGUAGAACCAAAGCAAAUAGAGAGAUCGACAUUCAAGUCGGUGAGAGAUUAUUUUGGCGCGGACGAAGCCGUUUACAUUAUGGAUGCUAAAACGACUGGAAAUAUCGGUCGUUAUUUGAAUCACUCCUGCGAUCCAAACGUGUUUGUGCAAAAUGUGUUUGUCGAUACGCAUGAUGUGCGUUUUCCGUGGGUGGCUUUCUUCGCGUUGCAAUAUAUAAAAGCUGGACAAGAGCUUACGUGGAAUUACAGUUACGAUGUAGGAAGUAUACCGGGUAAAGUGAUCAUAUGUAAAUGUGGUGCAGCCAAUUGUAGAGGCCGUCUUCUGUGAACUGUGCAUUUUGUGAUAAACUUUGUCUAAAUGGAACUUGUUUUCCCUAGCAAAAUCGACAGUAUUUAAUAUAUUACACAGGCAUCAUAAUACAAUCAUUAUUUAUCGUCGUUGGAAGAAAAAUUUGCGAUAGAAAUGAACAAAUACAUAAAGACAUAAAACAUACAUUUAUUUUGUAAAACAUUUCAUAUAUAUAAAAGUUUGUAAUAUAUAGGAUUUGAUAUUUCAUGAAUUUGUAGAUAUGGCAUAUUGUUAGUUUAUACAUUUUUUUUCAAUUUCAGUAAAUGAUUUAAAUGUAA